AUGGCGGUGGUAAGUCGCACAACGGUAACCACAACGCGAACUACAGGUACCGGCUUCCGUAGUUCGACAGUACCCGUCUGGGUGAUCAAACUUCUCACUGUUUGCAAAUUGACCAGUGAUGUAUCAGUGUUGCUUUACUCGUCAUUUAAGAAUGCCUAUUGA
Molecule: messenger RNA, 162 nt
Organism: Enterobius vermicularis (human pinworm)
Lineage: Eukaryota; Metazoa; Nematoda; Chromadorea; Rhabditida; Oxyuridae
Source: the annotation of a GenBank genome assembly